This is a messenger RNA of Aspergillus saccharolyticus JOP 1030-1, 1840 nucleotides long. Its product is annotated as mannose-1-phosphate guanylyltransferase. The transcript has 4 exons. The coding region runs from base 236 to 1549 and encodes 437 amino acids. Gene Ontology annotation, molecular function: transferase activity. Gene Ontology annotation, biological process: biosynthetic process. Lineage: Eukaryota; Fungi; Ascomycota; Eurotiomycetes; Eurotiales; Aspergillaceae. The record is from RefSeq and is a predicted model, not a curated record. Gene Ontology annotation, cellular component: cytoplasm.
CUAGACUGUAACUUAGAAGCUGCCCGGCGGGCGGUGGGCCGCGAUACCUUAGUAGUAACUCCGCUCUUCUUUUGUCUAGUUAGUCUCCCAUCGCCCCUCUCCUGAAGCUGCUGGCUUAAAUCUUUUUGCUCAGCUUCCCCAGUGUCGCAUCUGCGAUUUUCUGACCUACAUUCUCCUUCUCCUUCAUCUCCACCUCCUCCUUCAACUUGUCGAGCGAACUCCCCUCGUUGCUGCAAUGCUUCAAGUACCUGUUCGGGAGCACUCUAACGUGGCCUCCACCAAGGCCGUGAUCUUGGUCGGUGGCCCGUCUAGAGGAACUCGUUUUAGACCUCUGUCUCUCGAUGUGCCCAAGCCCCUUUUCGAAGUCGCCGGACACCCUAUAAUCCAUCACUGCUUGAAAGCCCUUGCCAAGAUCCCCGACAUCCGCGAAGUCAUCCUGGUCGGUUACUAUGACGAAACGGUCUUCCGUGAUUUCAUCAAGGACUCCGCAAAGGAGUUCCCUCAAUUCAAGAUUCAAUACUUGCGCGAAUACACAGCUCUGGGGACAGCAGGUGGUCUCUACCACUUUCGCGAUGCUAUUCUUAAGGGAAAGCCCGAGCGCUUCUUCGUCCUGAAUGCCGAUGUGUGCUGUUCAUUCCCGCUCGGCGAGAUGCUCAAACUGUUCGAGGAGAAGGAUGCGGAGGCUGUCAUUCUCGGAACCCGGGUCAACAACGAUGCUGCUACCAACUUUGGUUGCAUUGUGUCGGAUGCGCACACCAAGCGCGUGCUGCACUACGUCGAGAAGCCCGAGUCGCACAUCUCCAACCUCAUCAACUGCGGUGUCUACCUCUUUGCCACUGAAUGCAUCUUCCCUUCAAUCCGUAGUGCCAUCAAGCGUCGCACCACCCGCCCCCGGUUGCUCUCAUACCCUUCGUCCGAGAACCUGGAAUCCUCGUUCGUCGCCGCCGAGGAGGACGCCGAGAAGAGCGAAGUGCUCCGUCUCGAACAAGAUAUCCUGUCCGACCUGGCCGACAGCAACCGCUUCUUCGUCCACGAGACCAAGGACUUCUGGCGUCAAAUCAAGACGGCCGGCUCCGCCGUGCCCGCCAAUGCGCUGUACCUCCAGAAGGCAUUCCAGGCUCAGUCCGAAGAGCUCACUCCCCCCUCCGCCUCCAUCGUGCCCCCCGUAUACAUCCACCCCUCCGCCACCGUCGACCCUACCGCCAAGCUCGGCCCCAACGUUUCCAUCGGCCCGCGUGUUGUCGUGGGCGCUGGCGCUCGUAUCAAGGACUCGAUCGUGUUGGAGGACGCCGAGAUCAAGCACGACGCUUGCGUGCUGCACUCGAUCAUCGGCUGGAGCGGCCGUGUCGGCGCCUGGGCCCGCGUAGAGGGUACGCCCGUGCCCAUGACCAGUCACUCUACCAGCAUCAUCAAGCACGGCGUCAAGGUCCAGAGCAUCACUAUCCUGGGCAAGGAAUGCGCCGUGGGCGAUGAGGUGCGCGUGCAGAACUGUGUCUGCUUGCCCUACAAGGAAUUGAAGCGCGACGUUGCGAACGAAGUCAUUAUGUAAAAGGUCAACCCCGUGCUUGGGAUCUGGAACAUGGACAGAAUCAGAUGCUUGCUAUGAUUAAUUAUUGACAUGCUCUCUUCUUGGUUACUUUAUUGACUGCUUCCUCAUUUUCUCUUAUCUCAAGUUCAGAUCACGCAAUUUUACCUCGUUUCAGCAUGUCUAGAGCCAGUUGUUAUGCUUAGGACGAAUUAGAGGUGUGGGUAUGGAUUAUAAGCCUGCAACACAAACAUACAAUCUAAUAUCUUAAUAUGGUUUGAGCCUGUGAUUUGUGGUGCAUGUCACAUAGACAUU